This is a messenger RNA of Anopheles cruzii, 3239 nucleotides long. RefSeq names its product echinoderm microtubule-associated protein-like 2. Gene Ontology annotation, molecular function: microtubule binding. NCBI's taxonomy places the organism in Eukaryota, Metazoa, Arthropoda, Insecta, Diptera, Culicidae. Gene Ontology annotation, biological process: microtubule cytoskeleton organization. The transcript has 7 exons. Bases 1 to 3000 code for a protein of 999 amino acids. Gene Ontology annotation, cellular component: mitotic spindle. The record is from RefSeq and is a predicted model, not a curated record.
AUGAGCAACGAAAGCGAUCAAGCAGCAACGGCGGACGGCGGCGGUUCGGGUCGUACCGGAUCGGCGGUGGAUUCGGAUCCGAGUCAGCAUCAUCACCAUUACCAGCACCAUCAGCAGCGGCAUCAUCAUCAUAUCAUGUCGACUAGCGUCGAAGAGGAAGAAAUCGAAGAGUCCACGGAACAGGACGCGGUCGAAACGGCACCGGCCGCCAGUUCCAGUCCGACGGUGGCCAACAGUAGCAACCUGCAGCAGCAGCAGCAGCACAGACCGCCGCAUCAGCAGCGUGUCCAGCAGACGUACAAAAAUGUCCACGAAUUCUCCGAGGAAAUGCUGGAAACGGAAAAGGCCGGCCUGGUGGAACGCGUUUACGACCUCGAACGGCAGGUGCUCGAACACAAAGAUGAGAUCGUCUGCCUCAAGUCUACGCUGGCCGACGUACUGCGCCGGCUGGCCACCAUCGAUAACAGCUACGAGAAUCACCCCCAUCACCACCAUCAUCAGCAUCACCUCAACAGCAGCGGAGGCGGCGGUGGUGGCGGCGGCGCCGGCAACAACAACAGCACCAUGAUGCGAGGCGGAAUUAUGUCGGCCUCGGCCGAUAACGGCGCCAUGGUGGGACAGAAUAGUUUAUCUAGCAAAAGUUUCCGCUUCUCGCGCAACACCCUCACGAGGCUGAACUCUAGCGUCGAAGAUAAGCGCUUUGGACGCGCUCCGUCGCGGGUAACGAGCUCACCGUCGCGGGUGGCCGCCGGUGGCAAGACGAGUACCCUCGCGCAGAAGGCCAUCCACUACUCGAACGGAUCGCUCCACUCGGACUCGCUGAGCAGCCAUUCGAUAUCGCCCGCACCGUCCCCUUCGCCACGGCAACCGAGUGCGGCCACCGCCUCCUCGACGGCGCAUCACGCGCUGCUGGCGUCGUCCGGAAUGGGCAAACGGUGGUCCUCGACGGGAGACUUUGUCAGCACGACACCCGGCAGUCCGAGUGGUAGCAGCGCCAGCAUGUCGCGGUUUUCGGCCAAAUCGCUGCUCAAUCUCAGCGGCAACCCGGCGAGCCGCCAGGGCCAGUCGCAUCCGUACGUGCAGCGGAAGAACGACGACGAUGAGUACGUGAAACUGUACAUCAGUGGGCGGCCGAUCGUGAUCCACGUGCCCGAGGCGCAGCUGCCAACGUACGAUCUGACGAAGGUGCAACCCGCCCCGAACCGCCGGCUGCGCCUCGACUGGGCGUACGGGUACCGGGGCAAGGACUGUCGCUCGAACCUCUACCAGCUGCCCACCGGUGAGAUGGUUUACUUCGUGGCAGCGGUCGUUAUCCUUUACAACAUGGACGAGCACACGCAGCGUCACUACCUGGGACACACGGACGAUGUGAAAAGUUUGGCCGUUCACCCGAACAAGCUGCUGGUGGCGAGCGGGCAGUGCGGAGGGCACGAGGGACGCGAAUCAUUGCCCCACAUUCUCAUCUGGAACUCGGUGUCGCUCGCGACGCUCAACAUGAUCGGGUGCGGCGAGUUCACCGGGGCCAUCAACUGUCUCUCGUUCAGCCGGGCGGACAGUGGCAGCAUACUGGCGGCGAUUGACGAUUCGCCCGACAAGAUCAUCUCGAUCUGGGACUGGCAGAAGAAGGAGGGUGGCCGCAAGAUCACGGAGACGAAGUGCUCCGUCGACACGGUGGUGGCGGUCGAGUUUCAUCCGCUCGAUAAGGGUCAGAUCAUAACGAUCGGCAAGAAUCACAUCGCGUUCUGGUCGCUCGACCAGCACGGGAUGCUGUACAAGCGGAUGGGUGUGUUCGAGAGCUUCGAGAAACCAAAGUACGUCACGGCCAUCACGUUCACGCAGACCGGCGACGUCGUGACGGGCGAUUCCGGCGGCAAUCUGGCCGUCUGGAAGCGGGGCACCAACGUGAUCAGCAGGUUUCUGAAGAAAGUGCACGACGGGCCCGUCUUUACGAUCUGUGCCCUGCGGAACGGGGGGUUCGUGACGGGCGGAAAGGACGGGCUGUUGCUGUUGUUCGACGAGGCGCUGCACAUGAAGGCGGAACAGAUCGUCGAAGCGCACUUCGGUUCGGUGAGGGUCGUGGCGCAGGGAAAGGGCUCCCAGUUGCUGAUCGGAACGACCCGGAACUGCAUCCUGUCCGGGGACUUUACGCUCAGCCUCGUGCCGAUCGUGAUGGGACACACCGAUAUCCUGUGGUCGCUGGCCACCCACCCGCAGGUGGCACAGUUCGUGACCGGCGGCAAGGACCGGUUGUUGCAGCUGUGGGAUUCCCUGUCGCACUCGGUCGUGUGGAGCAAGGACAUCGGCGAACCGAUCUUCUCCGUCGCGAUCGCCAACCCGGGCGACGUGAUCGUCAUCGGGGGCGCUGCCGGGCGCUGGUCGGUGUUCGAUAUCGUCACACGCGAGCUGCUGGCCACGUACACCGACGGAUCGGACGUGCUGCAGUGUCUACAGUUCUCGCCCGACGGCAACCUGCUUGCGCUCGGUUCCAAAGACAACGCCAUCUACAUCUACCAGUGCUCGAAGGUUCCGCAUCGGUUUUCCAAGAUCGGCAAGUGCACGGGACAUUCCAGCUUCAUAUCGCACCUCGAUUGGUCCAAGGAUAGCCAAGUGCUCAGGUCCAACUCUGGUGAUUACGAAAUUCUCUAUUGGAACCCAACGCUCUGUCGGCAGAUAACGGUCCAAAGAACGGUGAAGAAUCUGGAGUGGGCGACACAGAACUGUUCGGUGAGCUUCGAAACGCUCGGUAUCUGGCCGGAGAACUUUGACGGCACGGACAUCAACAGCGUAUGCAAGGAUAACGAGGAACAGUUUCUCGUGUGUGCCGAUGAUUUCGGCAAGAUUCGGCUCUUCAGCUAUCCCGCUUCGCAGCCAAAGUCGCUAUCGCAUAGCUACCGAGGACACAGCAGUCAUGUUACGGCCGUUAGGUUCAUGCACGACGGACUCCGCUUGCUGUCGGCUGGCGGGCUAGACACGAGCGUCCUACAAUGGCGAGUAGUGUAGAAGAAGCCGCAGAGAAGGAGCGAAACCGUCCAAACGGCUCGUGUGACACAUCAUUCAGCGACGCAUUUCUUAAAUUACAAAUCACUACUUUUUAUACCUCCCUCAACGGCACACAACGAAAAUGUGCUGACCCGGGUCGGAAGGACAAUGUUUAGAACAAAGUAUAUUUUAUUUUUAGCACCCCAAGCACCAACACACUAACUUAUUGUUUUAUCACUGAUAUCGAAGUAGGGUAACGA